UCCCACCGCUUUCCGGGUCUUUGUCUCCGUUUCCACUGCUAGCACCAGGAAAGCCCUGAACUUCUCUCCCUGCAGGAGAUGGUGAUGAGUCCUGAGGAGCGCCUGCAGCAGAGCAGCUCUGCCAUGACGGCUGGCAGCAGCCAGCUGGAGCGGGCAGGGGGGCAGGAAGCAGCGGCAGACGUCCCGUGCGCCAUCUGCAUGAGUACCAUCAGCGAUGCAGCGUACGUGGACGGGUGCCUGCACAGCUUCUGCUUCGGCUGCAUCCAGCAGUGGGCCGCCAGGAGAGCGGUGUGCCCCCUCUGCAGGAGGCCUUUCGACCGCCUCCUGCACACGGUGCGGGCGGACGACGACUACCAGGAGUACGUGGUGAGCUCGUCCGCCCGCCCGCCGAGGUCCGUGGCCAGGGCCCAGGUGUACAGGCACCUGCGCUCAAGGCUCGGCACCCGCAGGCCCGGGGUGAGAAGGGGUUUUGUGAGGAGGCUCCGACGGCAGCCGGGUGACGCAGCCCCUUGGCGCUCCGGCGCCCCCGCCCGGCAGGAUGCAGGGGACCGCCCGGCAGGCCUGGCAGAGGCACCCGCCGGGCGCUACGACCUGGAGGCUCUGAGGGCGCGGCUGUUCACCUUCGCGGAAAGGCAGUGA
Messenger RNA from Pezoporus flaviventris, 639 nucleotides. Its product is annotated as E3 ubiquitin-protein ligase Topors-like. The coding region runs from base 79 to 639 and encodes 186 amino acids. NCBI's taxonomy places the organism in Eukaryota, Metazoa, Chordata, Aves, Psittaciformes, Psittacidae. The record is from RefSeq and is a predicted model, not a curated record. Gene Ontology annotation, biological process: protein monoubiquitination; protein polyubiquitination. Gene Ontology annotation, molecular function: metal ion binding; ubiquitin protein ligase activity. The transcript has a single exon.